Fusarium venenatum is the source of this 720-nucleotide messenger RNA. Lineage: Eukaryota; Fungi; Ascomycota; Sordariomycetes; Hypocreales; Nectriaceae. The record is from RefSeq and is a predicted model, not a curated record.
AUGUCUUCUCUCUCUCGACGUGCUUGCUACAAGUGUGGCAAUGUUGGCCACUACGCUGAGGUCUGCUCUUCUGCUGAGCGUCUCUGCUACAACUGCAAGCAGCCCGGCCACGAGUCCAACGGAUGCCCUCUUCCCCGAACCACCGAAGCCAAGCAGUGCUACCACUGCCAGGGUCUAGGCCACGUCCAGGCUGACUGCCCUACUCUCCGCCUCAGCGGUACCGGUACCAGCGGUCGAUGUUACAACUGUGGCCAGCCCGGUCACCUUGCUCGCGCUUGCCCCAACCCUGUCGGUCCUGGCCCCAUGGGUCGCGGCGCUCCCAUGGGCCGUGGUGGUUUCCCCGGUGGCUACGGCCGAGGUGGCUUCGCUGGUGGCCCUCGUCCUGCUACUUGCUACAAGUGCGGUGGUCCUAACCACUUUGCUCGUGAUUGCCAGGCUCAGGCUAUGAAGUGCUACGCCUGUGGCAAGCUCGGCCACAUCUCCCGAGACUGCACCGCUCCCAACGGUGGCCCUCUCAACACUGCCGGAAAGACCUGCUACCAGUGCGGUGAAGCCGGCCACAUCUCUCGCGACUGCCCCCAGAAGAACGCCCCCGGUGUUGGUGCCGUUGGUGCCGUUGGUGCCGUUGGCAACGUUGGCAACGUUGGCGAGAUUCCUGCCGAGGUCGACAUCGGCAGUGUUCCUGCCCCCCCGGUUGCUUCUAUUGCUCCCGUGGCUUAG